This is a messenger RNA of Conger conger (European conger), 1446 nucleotides long. RefSeq names its product acidic mammalian chitinase-like. Gene Ontology annotation, biological process: chitin catabolic process; carbohydrate metabolic process. Bases 1 to 1446 code for a protein of 481 amino acids. Gene Ontology annotation, molecular function: chitinase activity; chitin binding. The record is from RefSeq and is a predicted model, not a curated record. NCBI's taxonomy places the organism in Eukaryota, Metazoa, Chordata, Actinopteri, Anguilliformes, Congridae. Gene Ontology annotation, cellular component: extracellular region. The transcript has 12 exons.
AUGAGCUGGCUAAGUGAAUUUGUGGAUUUCUUCUCUGCUUUUUCAGCAGCUGCUACCAGGCUAGUGUGCUACUUCACCAACUGGUCGCAAUACAGACCCAGCCCAGGGAUGUACCUGCCUCGAAACGUGGACCCACACCUCUGCACCCACAUAAUCUAUGCCUUCGCUGGCAUCAAUUAUGCCAACGAGCUGGUCACCCAGGAAUGGAAUGACAACACAUCGCAUGCCUCCUUCAAUGCUUUGAAGACCAAAAAUCCACAGCUGAAAACAUCGCUGGCAGUGCGAGGAGGGAACACCGGCGAUACUCAGUUCUCCAUCAUGGUGUCCUCACCAGUCAACCGGCAGAGGUUCAUCCAGUCAUCCAUCAGUUUCCUGCGAACACGCCAUUUUGAUGGGCUGGACCUAAACUGGGAGUACCCUGGGUCUCAAGAGAGCCCCCCAGAGGACAAGCAGAAAUUCACUCUCCUGUGCAAGGAGCUCAUGGAAGCUUAUGAGGCAGAGAGCAGAGCCAAUGGACGCCCCAGGCUGAUGGUCACAGCAGCAGUGGCUGCUGGGAAAGGAGAAAUUGACACCAGUUAUGAAGUUGCCAAGCUCUCAAAGUACCUGGACUUCAUCAAUGUGAUGACCUUUAAUUUCCAUGGAAGCUUGGAGAACUUCACGGGACACCAUAGUCCCUUGUACCAGGGUUCAGAGGACCACGAACACUUCACCAAUUCCAAUGCAGACUUUGCCAUGAAGUACUGGAGGGAUCGAGGUGCCCCAGCGGAGAAACUUCACAUGGGCUUCGGAACAUUUGGCCGUUCCUUCACUCUGGCUUCAUCUGACCAAGGUCCCGGGGCUCCAGCAAAGAGUUCAGCCUCUGCUGGGCCCUACAUCCAAGAGAUGGGCUUCUGGUCUUAUUAUGAGAUCUGCUCUUUUAUCCGAGGCGCUACUAUCCAGUGGAUUGAGGAGCAACAGGUCCCUUAUGCUGUCAAAGGGGAUGAGUGGGUGGGGUUUGACAACCGCAGGAGCUUUGCGGCCAAGGCCCGGUAUUUGAAAAAAAAUAAUUUUGGUGGGGCCUUCGUCUGGGCGUUGGAUAUGGACGAUUUUGAGGGUCAGUUCUGUGGCCAGGGAAGAUACCCUCUGAUCAGCCACUUGCGGACUUUAUUGGAGAUUGAGCACCUGCCUUUAACAUCACCCAGGACAACAACAUCUGUCAUGACCACAACUACCACCUCAACCACGACUGAAACCUCACUUAUGACUCACAGUCCUGGUGGUUCUUUCUGCACUGGAAAACUUGAUGGACUGUACCCUAAACCUGAUGAGCCCACAUCUUUUUACUUGUGUGGCCAUGGGAUGAAAAAUGUUACAUUUACACUGAGGCACACCGAGCGUCACUACCUCAAUGCCAAUCAGAAAGGUGCCCUUGCAGGCGUGACCUGUCGAGCGCACUGCAGCUCGUAG